Myiozetetes cayanensis is the source of this 5704-nucleotide messenger RNA. RefSeq names its product vacuolar protein sorting 36 homolog (gene VPS36). Gene Ontology annotation, cellular component: late endosome membrane; ESCRT II complex. Gene Ontology annotation, biological process: protein transport to vacuole involved in ubiquitin-dependent protein catabolic process via the multivesicular body sorting pathway. NCBI's taxonomy places the organism in Eukaryota, Metazoa, Chordata, Aves, Passeriformes, Tyrannidae. The transcript is spliced from 14 exons. Bases 66 to 1226 code for a protein of 386 amino acids. Gene Ontology annotation, molecular function: phosphatidylinositol-3-phosphate binding; ubiquitin binding. The record is from RefSeq and is a predicted model, not a curated record.
UCCGGCGGCUGCGGGCGGGGAGCGGCCGCCGCGGCCCGGGGAGGCCGAGGAAGGGGAGGGCGGCCAUGGACAGGUUCUCGUGGACCACCGGGCUGCUGGAGCUGGGGGAGACGCUGGUGGUCCAGCAGCGCGGCGUGCGCCUCAGCGACGGGGAGGAGAAGGUGAAAUUUGAUAGUGGAGUGUUACUGCUUAGCACACACAGACUAAUCUGGAGGGAUCAGAAGAAUCAUGAGUGCUGCAUUGCUGUACCUCUAUCUCAGAUCGUAUUUAUUGAAGAGCAAUCAUCCGGGAUAGGAAAAAGUGCUAAAAUAGUAGUUCAUCUUCAUCCUGCUUCUUCAAACAAAGAGCCUGGUCCAUUCCAAAGCAGCAAAUAUUCUUACAUCAAGCUUUCUUUCAAAGAACAUGGGCAGAUUGAGUUCUAUAGACGGUUAUCAGAAGAAAUGACCCAAAGGAGAUGGGAGAGCAUACCUACUGGUCAAGCCAUGCAAGUUAACAAGGAUACACAAGCAGGAAGAAUAAGGGCUGUAGGAAUUGUAGGGAUUGAAAGGAAAUUAGAGGAAAAAAGAAAAGAGACUGACAAAAACAUUUCCGAGGCUUUUGAGGAUCUUAGCAAACUAAUGGAGAAGGCUAAGGAAAUGGUGGAGUUAUCCAAGUCAAUAGCUAAUAAGAUUAAAGAAAAACAAGGUGACAUCACUGAGGAUGAGACUAUUAGGUUCAAGUCCUAUCUCCUGAGUAUGGGUAUAGCUAAUCCAGUUACUAGGGAAACAUAUGGAUCUGGUACACAGUACCACAUGCAACUGGCAAAGCAACUAGCUGGAAUACUGCAGACACCAUUAGAGGAGCAAGGAGGGAUCAUGUCGCUCACAGAAGUGUACUGUCUGGUGAAUCGAGCGCGAGGGUUAGAGUUGCUGUCACCAGAAGAUUUAGUAAAUGCUUGUAAAAUGCUGGAAUCACUGAAAUUGCCAAUAAGGCUUCGGAUAUUUGACAGUGGUGUGAUGGUGAUUGAACUCCAGUCUCAUAAUGAAGAGGAAAUGGUAGCUUCUGCUUUAGAAACAGUAUCUGAAAAGGGUUCUCUCACAGCUGAUGAGUUUGCCAAGCUGGUGGGGAUGUCUGUUCUCUUAGCCAAAGAAAGGCUUCUUCUUGCUGAAAAGAUGGGCCAUCUUUGCAGAGAUGAUUCAGUGGAAGGCUUGAGAUUCUACCCAAAUUUAUUUCUGACACAAAGCUAAUGUCAUUUGUAUACAAUGUUUUAUGUAACAGUUGAGAGCAGAGGGCAGAAUCCUUCCAAGAACUGACUUAAACAUUUUAUUUUGUUAUCAACUGCAACAAACAUGAACAUUGCAAUGCUUUACAGUUCUCAGGUAUUUCAAGUGCUGAAUCCUCUUACAUGAAACUGAAAGGAAACAGAAAUCACAAAGUCAGAAGCAUGUCAAUUGUCUCAAGCCAACUCGCUCAUUUUUCACAUUUUAUUUGAUGUGCUCUAUAGUUUCUCAUUUCAAGAGAAGUCAAAUGAAGAUUCUACGCAAGUGAAAGUGGAGAGAAUAUCCCUGUAGUCUUCCAUGAGGGUCAGCACCCAGAAGACAGGUUACUGCAUACUCCAAUUUCAAUUUGUUUAUGUCUAGAGUAACAAAGCAGAUAGAUGUAUCCGCAGUGAUAAGAAAAGUCACUUGAGUGUGUACUGAGGGGUAAGGAACAAACCAGUGUAGAAUAACCGUUUCUCCCUGAAGUGAUGAACAGUUUUCUAAGAGAGGAUCUUGGGGUUCUGUACUUUGAUACAGAAAGAACUUGCUGCUGGAGAGAUUAUUGUAUUUUAUGUGAAUCUAGAAAUCACGGUGUUUAUUUUGUCAUAUCUUAUGCUAGUAUUUCAGAUAGAAACAUUGUUAGCACAGACUUCCUCCCUUCUCUUUCCUUGCCAUCUUCCUUCCUGUCAAUUUAUGUUGCACUUUGGGUGCCCUUUCUCUGUCCUCUCUAGCAGAGUAGAGCAGCCUCUCGACACUCUUCCAGUCUCUGUGCUUUAAGGGGCUUAGUUUUUACCUUGUACUUCUUACAAAAGAUCAUUUGUUUGUUUCAUCAGCUGGUCACCUGUUUCAAGGAGGCAGUUCGUUUGCUUAUCUCUCAUUAUGUGAAAAUUAAUAUGCUUUCAGUAUUGAAUGGAGGAGGACGACUAUCACCCUGUGCUUAAUAAUCACAAGGUAUCAUAUUGUUUGGUAUUCCUCACCCUGUGUUCACACUGAAUGCAAUUUGAUAGCCUCAGUUUUCAUAACUCCAGUGGAGUUGCUACACUACUUGAAGAUCUGUUGUCAUGAUAAUAACACUUAAGUGGAUGUUUAUGAUCCACAUCACCUAAAUUUUUGGCAUUUUGAAGAGACGAUUUUUAGUAAAUAACAAAAUUAAUUCAAGGUAUGGGCAAGGACAACAUAUAGGUAACUGCAUUGGGGUUGUAAUGGCCAAAUCAGAAUUACAAGAAAGGACAAAGAGGUUUUUCAUAAGAGCCUGAAAAUAUUUUCAGAACUAUUUCAGUGUUACCAUAGCUUAGAAAUGGGUUAAGAGCCUGCCAAUAAGGAGUUAAGUGCAGAGAUGCCUACAGUGAUGGUGCCUGGGGUUUGCAGGAUGCUCAUUUCGAUUCAGUGAAUUAUGUCCUCUUGUCAUGAGCAAACUUUUGUGCACUGUUCUCUUUAGGGCAGUUUUCCUCUGCUCCAGGAGGGUGUUAAAACUAAUGCAUUUGACACAGCUAAAGGAAGCAGUUCCACACUAUUCUUACUGUGUUAACCCCUGUUAUUAUCUCUUUGGGAGCCUUACAGCUUGCUGCUUUUCUUCACCCUCUCCACAACCCACCAAAGGCAAGGUACACCAAGAUGACACUUCUAGGGAGGGACUGAAAAAUGAGAAAUUCAGAAGCAAAAAGCUUUUUGUGGCAACUGUCUCUUUUGCCCGAUACCAAACCUGUCAUGGGAGACCAAUGGUUUGUGGGCCUGAACCUCUCCCCACAAGGGGGCAUGUCUUGUGCAGAAAGAAUAAAACCUGUAAGAAAUGCCAAGUGUAAACUCCCAGCCUCUGUUCCUCCAACCCUAAGUGUUUCAUUAUCUUAAUUAAGCAAUAAUAAUACAGCCUAUUUAGAAUAAUGGUACCUUCUCAAGCUUUUCUUUCCCAAGAUUUUUCCUUGAUUUCUUUUGCUACAGAGAAGAAAUCCAUCAGGUAAAUUGUAUAGCUGGUUUAGAGAAAAUGAGAAAAUGACACAUGAGAAAAUGACUACUAGAAAGUAAUAAAAUUAAAACAUUUUCUUAAACAGACUGUUCUAUUGAGUUUUUUUUCUUUCUAAAUAUUUUAGGCAGCUUUAAAACCUUUACACAUCAAAAUCUUGUGGUUCCAUGGGGCAGGUUUUUAAAGCACAACUAAUUUUUACUGUCUUACUUUGUACUUAAAAGGGUGGAAGACAGUUUUGAUUUAAGGGCAGAAUUAAAUGUAAUGAGAAUGCCCUGGAUUUGUUGCUGAGUAGCCUGUGACCCAUCCAAGCCAGAAUAGUCAAGCUACAGAUGUCUACAAAAGCACCACUUUCCUGAGGCAACCAGUCCAAGUUUGAGCCAGGCAUUUCACUGGGAAGGCAUUUGGCACAUCUAAACGUGUUUUCCCAGCUGACAUACAACAGAAAUCAUGUACCUGAAACCAUACUGAGAGUCAGCUGUUGGGUGAGCAAGUGGAGUGACAUGUUUACAGGUGUGUGGUACUGCGGUAGUACAUGACGCUAUCCUAAACUGUCACUGUCCAGUCCCAUUUCCUAGCAGGAUUCUAGAAGAGGGGGAAAUGCAGGAAUUGCCAUUCUUACAGAUGACACUAGUUUAAUACAGAGGGUGCAUAUAUGAACCUUUCCUGUGUUGAUUAUUCCUGGGAUAUUUAUAUCACAAUAUAUGACCAUUCCCUCAUUUUGCCAGGGCUGCCCCAAUACAUGGUCCUUUGAACAGAAGUCUGCUCAAAAAGUGCUUGGCUUUUUAUGGAGCAGUCUGGAAUGAUGAUUAUGUUUUUCAUUUGAAAACAUGGGCCUUUUUAUAUCUCUGACAGGAAAACACCCCUCAGGAAUCUGUACAUCUUUUCCGUUUCUCCUUUGCCUUUGUUUUCAGGAAAAUUACAUUAAGCCUAUGGAAACACAGAUCUACUCUGGACUGUAUUUCUGAAGUGCAAAUUUUUUUUCCUCUGGAAAGUAUGCAUAUAUGUGUAUUUGGGAGUCUUCAGAAGUGUAUCUUUAAUAAUCAUUAGUGGGUGCAUAUUGAUUAGCUAAACUCUUUGAUGCUCAGUUCUUCUUACAGGACUUCUAUGGUUUGUCCAAAAAGCCUGACCCUGCUUCUUCUAAAAUUAGUGCAAGUAUUGUCACUGAAUUCACGAGGACAGUAGUGGGAGGCAGUAGGAGCCUGUUGCCAACAGUAGAGACUCUCAUUUGCAGUUGGACAGUUCUUUCAAAAUACACACUGAAAAGGCAGGAAUGGCCAAUUCAAAAUUACUUGUGGAUUUGAUAAGAAACCACUGUUUUCUCUGGGAGGAACUCCCUCUAAUGUAUUUUCUGUUGAGCUAGAUUGACAAAUCUAACAAUUACUUUGCUUCUCCCAUUCUUGCAGCUCUGAUUUCAUCCUAAUUCUCAGCCCUUUAGGCAUUCAUGUGAAAUGCAAGACCCUGUAGCUUCAGGUCAUCUUCAGCUGGGAAGACCUCAACUAUCAUUUUAUUCUCACAAGACUGAGCUACAAGUACUCAAGCUGAGAGGGUACUCUAGACAUGUCUGUUGGCAACAUUCAUCUGUACUUUACGGAUCUACUCAAAUACUUUUAUUGGAGCAGAGGGCCAAGUGUCUGCCGUACCUCCCAGGUACUUGUCCUGGCCAGCAAGCUUGAGAAUAAUUUUUCUUUGGGGCUUAGAAUUAAAGUAUUAUACAAAUUAAAAAACCCAGCAAACAACAACAUCGAAACACAAAAGUUUCAGGAGUGGCUGAGACAAUUUCAGUUUCAGAAAACCCCAUAGCCUGGAAGUUGGUACAUGCUUGUGAGAGGUACACCUGACAGAAACCACCCUGCUUCAUAUCCCUGCUCCAGACCAAAGACCAGGUAGGGUUUACUGCUUUCCCACUGGACUGCAAAUGCUGUGACUUUAAAUUUCUACUGAUGAAAGAGCACAUUAAACCUUGCUCUGCCAUGGUGACAGCAGAGCUGGACAGCAAGUUCAAGGUAAAAGGGGAAUCGUCUCAGCACUGUUGUGAUUCUAGUCCUGCUCUGACCAUAAGGCUCAGACUAUUUAGUUGUUUGGCAUUAUUUUGUCAAUUCAAACUAUUUUAUGUACUUAAAUUAUCAUCAUAAUUAUUUCAGUAAGUAAGUAUAGGAGGGGACUUGUAAUCUAAAUGCUCUUUCUCUGUAUUUUUGAAGUCAACCAUUUGGUCAAACAAAGUCAACCAAUUGGUGCUCCUGUGCCACCUGCUUCAUGCGUGCAGAACACUCAGAAACUAAAAGGCAGGACUUGUUAUUUUAUUCUAACCAAAAAACAUUGCAGGAGGAUACAUGCUAUGUGAAGCACUCUCUUUUAGCAAAGAACAAUAAAAGCAGAACAGUUGCACAGAAUACAUUUGUGUCUGUGGCGGGUAUGGCAUUUGUACAGUGGCUAUUUAGUGACUCACUUCAUGUAGGUAGAAUUCUUUUCAAGUGUUGCCUAAAUAUAACAGUAUUUGACACAG